This is a messenger RNA of Pongo pygmaeus (Bornean orangutan), 1692 nucleotides long. RefSeq names its product class I histocompatibility antigen, Gogo-B*0103 alpha chain. Bases 70 to 1245 code for a protein of 391 amino acids. Gene Ontology annotation, molecular function: signaling receptor binding; peptide antigen binding. The record is from RefSeq and is a predicted model, not a curated record. Gene Ontology annotation, biological process: positive regulation of T cell mediated cytotoxicity; antigen processing and presentation of endogenous peptide antigen via MHC class I via ER pathway, TAP-independent; antigen processing and presentation of endogenous peptide antigen via MHC class Ib. Gene Ontology annotation, cellular component: external side of plasma membrane. Lineage: Eukaryota; Metazoa; Chordata; Mammalia; Primates; Hominidae. The transcript has 7 exons.
GCCAAUCAGUGUCCGAGUUCUAAAGUCCCCACGCACCCACCCGGACUCAGAGUCUCCUCAGACGCCGAGAUGCGGGCCAUGGCGCCCCGAACCCUCCUCCUGCUGCUCUCGGGGGCCCUGGCCCCGACCGAGACCUGGGCCGGCUCCCACUCCAUGAGGUAUUUCAGCACCGCCGUGUCCCGGCCCGGCCGCGGGGAGCCCCGCUUCAUCGCAGUGGGCUACGUGGACGACACCCAGUUCGUGCGGUUCGACAGCGACGCCGCGAGUCCGAGGGUGGAGCCGCUGGUGCCAUUGAUAGAGCAGGAGGGGCCGGAGUAUUGGGACCAGGAGACACAGAAAGCCAAGACCCAGGCACAGAAUGACCGAGUGAGCCUGCGGAACCUGCGCGGCUACUACAACCAGAGCGAGGACGGGUCUCACACCUGGCAGAGGAUGUAUGGCUGCGACGUGGGGCCCGACGGGCGCCUUCUCCGUGGGUAUUGCCAGUUCGCCUACGACGGCAAGGAUUACAUCGCCCUGAACGAGGACCUGAGCUCCUGGACCGCCGCGGACACCGCGGCUCAGAUCACCCAGCGCAAGUGGGAGGCGGCCCGUGAGGUGGAGCAGUGGAGAGCCUACCUGGAGGGCCUGUGCGUGGAGUCGCUCCGCAGAUACCUGGAGAACGGGAAGGAGACAUUGCAGCGCGCGGACUGCCCAAAGACACACGUGACCCACCACCCCGUCUCUGAACAUGAGACUAUCCUGAGAUGCUGGGCCCUGGGCUUCUACCCUGCGGAGAUCACACUGACCUGGCAGCGGGAUGGGGAGGACCAAACUCAGGACACCGAGCUUGUGGAGACCAGGCCAGCAGGAGAUGGAACCUUCCAGAAGUGGGCAGCGGUGGUGGUGCCUUCUGGAGAAGAGCAGAGAUACACAUGCCAUGUGCAGCACGAGGGGCUGCCGGAGCCCCUCACCCUGAGAUGGGAGCCAUCUUCCCAGUCUACCAUCCCCAUCGUGGGCAUUGUUGCUGGCCUGGCUGUCCUAGCAGUUGUGGUCAUCGGAAUUGUGGUCGCUGCUGUGAUGUGUAGGAGGAAGAGCUCAGGUGAGAAAGGAGGGAGCUACUCUCAGGCUGCCUGUAAGUGGUGGGGGUGGGAGUGUGGAGGAGCUCACCGACCCCAUAAUUCCUCCUGUCCCACGUCUCCUGUGGGCUCUGACCGGGUCCUGUUUUUGUUCUACCCCAGGCAGCGACAGUCCCCAGGGCUCUGAUGUGUCUCUCACGGCUUGAAAAGCCGGAGACAGCUGCCUGUGUGGGACUGAGAUGCAGGAUUUCUUCAUGCCUCCCUUUUGUGGCUUCAAGAGACUCUGGCAUCUCUUUCUGCGAAGGCAUCUGAAUGUGUCUGCAUCCCUGUUAGCAUAAUGUGAGGAGGUGAAGAGACAGCCCACUCCCGGGUCCACUGUGACCCCUGUUCCCAUGCUGACCUGUGUUUCCUCCCCAGUCAUCCUUCCUGUUCCAGAGAGAUGGGGCUGGAUGUCUCCAUCUCUGUCUCAACUUCAUGUGCACUGAGCUGCAACUUCUUACUUCCCUACUGUAAAUAUGAAUCUGAAUAUAAAUUUGUUUUCUCAAAUAUUUGCUAUGAGAGGUUGAUGGGUUAAUUAAAUAAGUCAAUUCCUAGAAUUUCAGAGAGCAAUUAAAGACCUGAGAACCUUCCAGAA